Messenger RNA from Anopheles stephensi (Asian malaria mosquito), 2895 nucleotides. RefSeq names its product phosphorylase b kinase gamma catalytic chain, skeletal muscle/heart isoform (gene PhKgamma). Gene Ontology annotation, cellular component: phosphorylase kinase complex. Lineage: Eukaryota; Metazoa; Arthropoda; Insecta; Diptera; Culicidae. The transcript is spliced from 10 exons. The record is from RefSeq and is a predicted model, not a curated record. Gene Ontology annotation, biological process: glycogen biosynthetic process; protein phosphorylation. Bases 932 to 2230 code for a protein of 432 amino acids. Gene Ontology annotation, molecular function: ATP binding; phosphorylase kinase activity; calmodulin binding.
ACAUUUGCACCAAAGCGAAGAAAACACAGGAAAACAUCGACCGUUCUCAUCUUCUCGAAACAUUCGCUCAUUUUUUGCCCUGAAAACCUGCAAAACAUCGUUCUAGAAAAUCAUCCAGCCGUUCUAAUUGUUUGAUUUGCAUGCGUGAAGAAUAGGAACGUAUCGAGCUGUUUUAAUAAUUGCAUCGAAAGUUUGCUGCACUGCUGAGUGUGUGUGUGUUUUGUUCUGUAUCUCUGCACUGCCUGCGUGUGUGUAUGCAUCGUGGCAUGUGUGUUGCGUGUGUGUGCACCCGUCAAGUUGACAUCCAAUUUGUGCUCUAGUGGUCCCUCCGCAUCCUGUCCUCGCACACAUCUUUCGUCCGGCUCGCACCAAUCGAGCCCGAGCCAGCCGACUGUGUUUUAACCUUUCUGACAUUGAAAAUUGUAUCACGGUAAAAAUUGAACCACUUCGUGUCGGAACUAAACCGCGCGCGGAUCGAAAUCCGGUGCACUCGCAUAAGGUUUGUUCCUAGCUCGGUACGGACCAGCGGAGCGCAGGCUUUUGCUGGAGUUCGGUAACGUGUACGUUCGUCUUGGAGCGGGGAAGGAAAAUAUAGUGACGGGCAGUUGGGAAAGUGCUGUUGCCUGGUGGAAAGUGCUGUACGGCUUUCGUGGCGUAAAUUUAGUCUAAUCUAGUUCACUUGAUCGUUUCGGGUGUCUGUCGUUCGUGGUACGGGUACGGUGCAAGCGCCAGUAGUAGUUCUGCAUCACCCCAAUCAUCAGCAUCGUCGUCGUCGUCGUCUUCUGCGUCGCCCUGGUCGACCGAUUGUACCGGAACCAGUUUUCCUGCCGAUGCCGACACCCCCAGUGAAGUUGACCGGCUUUUCAUCUACCUAAACCGCUAUCGUUUAUCGUACCGUGCCCCGGCACGAAAAAUAAGCCUCAAAAAAAGAAUGGCCAAGGACGAGGAGGACGAUCUGUUGCCCGAUAAGGAUGCGGCGAAAGGAUUCUACGCGAAAUACGAGCCGAAGGAAAUUCUUGGCAGAGGCAUCAGCUCAACGGUACGGCGAUGCAUCGAGAAGGAAACGGGCAAGGAGUUUGCGGCAAAGAUCAUCGAUCUCGGUGCGGCAGAAACGGGCGAUUCCAACCAUAUGCUGGAAGCAACCCGGCAGGAAAUUCAAAUUCUGCGACAAGUUAUGGGACACAAGUUUAUCAUCGAACUGCAAGACGUGUUCGAGUCGGAUGCAUUCAUUUUCCUGGUGUUUGAACUGUGCCGGCAGGGAGAGUUGUUCGACUACCUGACGUCGGUGGUGACGCUGUCGGAGAAAAAGUCCCGCUACAUCAUGCGCCAAAUAUUCGAAGGUGUCGACUACAUACACUCGAAAAACAUUGUGCACCGCGAUCUGAAGCCGGAGAACAUACUGCUGGACGAUAAUCUCAACGUGAAGAUAACAGAUUUCGGCUUUGCCCGAGUGCUGAAGGAGGGUGAAAAGUUGUACGAUCUCUGCGGAACACCGGGCUAUCUGGCACCGGAAACACUAAAGUGUAACAUGUUCGAGGACGCACCGGGAUACUCGAAGGAGGUGGACAUUUGGGCCUGUGGUGUGAUUAUGUUUACGCUGCUGGUAGGCUGUCCUCCGUUCUGGCACCGCAAACAGAUGGUAAUGCUACGCAACAUUAUGGAAGGCAAAUAUAGCUUCACGUCGCCCGAGUGGGCGGACAUUUCAGAGGAUCCCAAGGACCUGAUUCGCAAAUGCCUGGUGGUGGAUCCAUCGAAGCGAAUCACAGUCACGGAAGCGUUAAAGCAUCCCUUCUUCAACACAGUACUUUUCGAGCAAGAUAUUGGACCUCUGAAACGGAGCCUUUCGGUUAAAUCGAGACGCUUCAGUCGCAUUGCUGACCUGGCACUGGCAGCAUGUAGAGCACUGAAACUAACUUGCAUUACCAAGCGAAGUAAGUUACGUAAGCAAAGUCAGUUCAACGCUAGGAAAAAGUUUCAGUUUGCUAUACUGUGCGUACGCGCUAUGAUCCGGAUCAAGAGGCUACGGUACACGCCGGAACCGUUGCGCGUCGAGGAUGCGCUCAGGGACCCGUACCGCGUCAAAGUACUGCGCAAGGUCAUCGAUGGAUGUGCAUUUCGAGUGUACGGCCACUGGGUCAAGAAGGGCGAGGGCCAAAACCGGGCCGCUCUGUUCGAGAAUACGCCUCGAUGCGAGGUUUAUAAUCUUUAUAUCAACAGCCUUAAUCGAUAGGCUGUGAGGGGCAGGGGGGCCUGUCGUCCAGCCAGCAUCAUCGAACCGUUGUUUGCCGCCAAAGACCGAAGGACCGAUGCGAUGAUGCACCACUCUACACACCCAGGAAGUGCGAUGGUGCCCAAGAAUCAUGGCAGCAUUAGCAGCAAAUCGUUACUGAAUCGUCAACUCGCCGGUUGUCCCCCAAACCGCGCAAACAGCUACUGCAAUAAGUUCUAUAAGCAAUGAUAGGAAGUUAACAUCGCGAUUUACGGCGAUGGUUGAAUAAGUUUCAUCAAACCCCCUACCUACUUACACCAUCAUCAGCCCCAUCAUUAUGAUUCCUGUUGCCACCCCAUUGCUAUAGUGGAGUCGCCCGUUUCUUUAGAAUAGUAAAUUAAGCGGAAGUGUAUCCCGCAAUCCUACUGUGGUUGGCUGCAAUUGCAAUUGCAGCAGGACUGGAAUAUGAAAGCAGCGAGCGAUCAUGGACAGAACAGAGUAGAAGAGGAAGAGGAAGAAGAGGAAGAAGCAUUGAACGAGAUGAAGGUUCACGUGAUUAAAGAGAAAAUGCGGAACGAUCCUGGCUCGGGAGACGAUAUUAAGUUUUCGCCUUUUGUUUUCUUUUUAUACAACCAUAGCUCUAUGUACACUACUGUUAAUAAUAAUUAAGCAAAGUAAUAUACUUA